Nymphaea colorata (pocket water lily) is the source of this 1032-nucleotide messenger RNA. Its product is annotated as transcription repressor MYB6-like. Bases 153 to 917 code for a protein of 254 amino acids. NCBI's taxonomy places the organism in Eukaryota, Viridiplantae, Streptophyta, Magnoliopsida, Nymphaeales, Nymphaeaceae. The transcript has 3 exons. The record is from RefSeq and is a predicted model, not a curated record.
CCUUCCUCCUUCGCAUAUCUCUCUUUCUUUCUUUCUUGCUCGCUCUCUCUCUCUUUCUCUCCCUUCCUCUCCCUCUCUCUCUCUCUCCCUUCCUCUCCCUCUCUCUCUCUCUCUUCCUCUCUCUCUCUCAAGUAUUUCGUGGGAAGUCCGCCAUGAGAAAGCCUUGCUGUGAAAAACAGGAAACUAACAAGGGUGCAUGGACAAAGCAGGAGGACCAGAAGUUAAUCGACUAUAUCCAGAGGCACGGGGAGGGGUGCUGGCGAUCCCUUCCACAGGCAGCAGGGUUACUCAGGUGCGGGAAGAGUUGCAGGCUAAGAUGGAUCAACUAUCUCAGGCCCGACCUCAAGAGAGGCAACUUCACAGAGGAUGAAGAUGAUCUCAUCAUCAAGCUGCACGCUCUCUUGGGUAACAGGUGGUCGCUGAUCGCCGGAAGGCUGCCGGGGCGCACGGACAAUGAGGUGAAAAACUAUUGGAACUCCCACCUCCGGCGGAAGCUGAUCCGCAUGGGCAUCGACCCCAACAACCACCGGCUCACCCGCGGCCUCCCCAUCCACCACCACCGCGACGUCGCCGCCGCAUCUUGCGUGAUCUCCAAGGCCACCAACCCUGGGAGCAAAGCUCCGGAUGAGAAGCAGCAGGCCGUGCACUCGAGCGGUGGUAACGGCAACCAGACGUCGUCGUCUGACGCCGACAGUGGCCUCGACAACACGUCGCCGGCACUUCCGGACCUGAACCUGGAAUUGACCAUGACCACCCUUCCAAACUCCAUUUCCCGUCCUCAUGCCCACCAACCAUCCUCACCAGUACCACCUGUAGCAGCACUUGAAAUCCUCCAUGUCUCCUCUUCGGCGCAGCCACUUGCGCACGUCCAACGCGAUGUAGAAGCCAGCUGCUCAACUUUGGCUCUGUUUAGAUAAACCAUUUUUAUUCAUAAAUUUUUAUUCUUAUCUCCUCACCUAUAUCUAUUAUUUUAACAUGUUAUGGGCAGCUAUGUAUACUAGGUUUAUAUCUAUGCUCUCUCUGUCUUGUUUA